AUGCUUCCAAUAGAAAAAGAAAAUUCAAGAGUUGCUACAACUAAACCAUUAGAUGAACUUUUUACUAAUGUCGGUCAAAAGUUUGAGACAGAGACCGUAAAGCAUGAAGGCUAUCGUUUUGACUACCCAUUGAGAUGGCUAAGAGACCCAUCCGUCACAAAAGCUAUUGGCUUUCGUAGAAUGAAGUUCAUUUCAGAAGCCAUACAUGGUUUCCCAUUUACGGUCGGUUUUGAAGUUCGAUACUAUAACAAAGAAAAACGUACGUAUGAGAAAUUUGAACAGGGAAAACUUUUACAAGUGAAUUUGCUUGUAAACUUAGAAACAACUCUUCAAGCUUUUCAAGAAAAAAUAAACGAUAUCUAUCUCGAAUAUGCAAAACAGUACAACAUUGACGAAGGAGAGUACCAUCUCGAUAUUUUAUAUGACAGGAAAAAUGCAACUGUUAAAAUCAAUAGAAUAGAAGACCUUGGAGAAAACGUUUAUAUUUCUACAAAAUAUAACAACUUGGCAUGGUAUAGAUUUUUGAGGAUGUUA
Molecule: messenger RNA, 534 nt
Organism: Trichomonas vaginalis G3
Lineage: Eukaryota; Parabasalia; Trichomonadida; Trichomonadidae
Exons: 1
Source: RefSeq, a predicted model, not a curated record